Messenger RNA from Trichoderma atroviride IMI 206040, 988 nucleotides. RefSeq lists its product as uncharacterized. The record is from RefSeq and is a predicted model, not a curated record. Lineage: Eukaryota; Fungi; Ascomycota; Sordariomycetes; Hypocreales; Hypocreaceae.
AAGAGGCAGAUGCAGCUGAAGGUGGUCAACUCGAAAUCGCGCCCAUCAGUGCUUCCGAAUCAUCAUCGAUCUCGUCAAAUUCGCCAACUUCUGUCAUUUCGGAAGCACCAAAUGUUUCCCUUACCAAUUCACCCGCCACUUCGCCUGCCUCGUCAUCUACAACCACCGAAGCUCAAGUUUCGCGUCAACGUAGCACCAUGAAGCGCAGUGCGGAGAAGCCAAUCUCACAGCGCCAAACACGCAAAAAGAACAAGAGGAAGCUGGGGCGGGAGACUGCAGAUAAAGGCGACAAGCGCCAGCCUCGUAAUCGGAGAUCGAAGACUACAUCGACAAUUGAAGAGCCCGUUCAGUCACGACGGUCAUCCAGGAGAGCUGCGAGUUCUCAAUUGUGGUUCUUGGGCGACAACGGCAAAGCUUGCUUGGUUGCAUCAUCUUCAAGGUGAGGGUCACGCUCACACAUUUUAGGGAAUUUUACGAACUUGAGCACCAGUCGGACUGAGGAGGCAUACCCGUUAACCUGGCAGGGCUGGGGGCAGCGGGCAGCUUUCUUCCUGCAGUAUCACCGACUACCAGCUAGCACUCCGCGAUGCAAUAUCUGCGUCUUCUAUUCAAACAUGGUCGUUAAUCUGACAGGGUCGGAGGCAGCGGCGCAGUUGAGAGUUGACCGCAGAAUUUGUAUUCAGGACAGGGCUGGUUCUGAAGGCAUGGUCGUUAUUCUGGCAGGGCUGGAUGCAGCGGCGUAGUCUUUGGAGGGCUCAAGAAUAAGAUUCCUUGAGAUGUGUGUUAUUUCGGUCUUGGUUACGGAUACGCUUGGGAAUGCGUUGGCGUCAUGGAAAAUUGUUGUCUAUCUUUACAUUUAGCAGGAUGAUACCCUUUUGUUUAUUGGAAUAGCGGAUAUAGUAUUGCAGUUUCAAUCAAGUCAAGGACUUAACAUGUCCCACGGAGCUGUUCAUAAUCUAGUGUAGGACAUACAUGGCAUGUUAUGUUU